AUGCUAAAUGUCGUAUUAGGAAUACUGCCAGCACUAUAUGAAUUUUGGAGACGAUUUGUGGAGGUAGACAUGAAACGCGCUGAGCUGAGUAAUGUGCUGCAAGAAGUAGUAAGCCAAGCGGAAGACAUGAAUCAAAAAGCGAAAAUGGAAGAGCUAGAACCUGGGAAAAAGCGCAAGAGAGUGUUGGAUUCCUACUUAAAUCAAGCUGAAGAGUACAAAAGGUUCACACAGGUGGUGCUAGACAGAAGUCAGGAAGGGCAGUGGAUGCUGAAGCGUAUGAGGUGGGUGCCCAGCAUUGAGCGACACCUCAAGGAAGGACAGGGGAUUUUGAGCAAAGGUAGGCAGUUGCUAGAGCAAGGCCUGACGUAUGACGAAGUUAGAAUGCGUGGGGAAAAGUUACCUUUGGAAGAGAAUCAAUACAUCGGUGAGACUGUUCGUGGGCUAUUCAAUAGAGCACUCCGAGUCCUGAGAGAUGGCAGUGUGCAAUGUAUUGGUAUAUAUGGUCAUGCUGGAGCUGGCAAGACUAAUCUCAUGAAGCGCCUCUACAACGAAAUCUUUGAAGAUCAAGAGGGUUUCAAGGCUGUCUUCUGGUGUUAG
Messenger RNA from Beta vulgaris subsp. vulgaris (sugar beet), 597 nucleotides. Its product is annotated as putative disease resistance protein At5g05400. The record is from RefSeq and is a predicted model, not a curated record. The coding region runs from base 1 to 597 and encodes 198 amino acids. Gene Ontology annotation, molecular function: ADP binding. The transcript has a single exon. NCBI's taxonomy places the organism in Eukaryota, Viridiplantae, Streptophyta, Magnoliopsida, Caryophyllales, Amaranthaceae.